UAAACAAAAAUGGGAGCCUUAGCAUGCUGUAGCGUUGUGAUGACAUGACUCGAUCCUUUACAGUGACAUUCCUUCAGAUAGUAUUUGAACAUUUGAUAUAUGUCCGCGGUUUUUGAUGUGAGAUUUGCAACAGAUCUGAGGAUUAAGCAGCGGAUGUGAAAUCUGUGAUGAACAGCUCGGGUCAUGAUGGACAGCGAUCUGAGCCCACAGGACAGGAAAGACUUGGACAAAUUCAUCAAAUUUUUCGUCUUGAAGACAGUGCAGGUGAUAGUGCAGGCUCGUCUGGGCGAGAAGAUCUGCACUCGCUCCUCCUCUUCCCCCACAGGCUCAGACUGGUUCACCCUGGCAAUUAAAGACAUUCCAGAGGUGACCCAUGAAGCUAAGAAAGCUCUGGCUGGGCAGCUGCCCAGUGUCGGGCGCUCCAUGUGUGUGGAAAUUUCCCUGAAAACAUCAGAGGGGGAUUCAAUGGAGCUGGAAACAUGGUGCUUGGAGAUGAACGAGAAGUGUGAAAAGGACAUUAAAGUCUCCUACACGGUUUAUACGCGUCUGUCCCUGCUUCUCAAAUCUCUCCUGGCCAUCACGAGAGUUACUCCUGCCUACAAACUGUCACGCAAACAAGGCCACGAUUAUGUCAUCCUGUAUAGGAUAUAUUUUGGUGAUGUACAGUUAACAGGACUUGGUGAAGGUAAGACUUUCAGAGCGUUGCAAGGUUUCCAGACAGUACGUGUAGGAGUUGUAGGUACUCCCAUAGGAACCCUCACACUCUCCUGUGCAUACCGCACCAAUCUGGCUCUCAUGUCCUCCAGGCAGUUUGAGAGGACGGGCCCCAUCAUGGGGAUCAUCAUAGACCACUUCGUGGAACGUCCACUUGGGAACACGGCCCUCAUGCACCCCUGCAACUACAGAGCUCCAGGUGAGGAAGAGGGAGGGGUUUACGCUGGAGUGGAGGAUUCACAGGAAGUGUGCACCACCUCCUUUUCCACUUCUCCACCUUCUCAGUGUCCGUGUACAGUAAGUCAGGCACAUAGUAAAACUCCUAAACCUGCUCUGAUGGCCACUCUGAAGUUCCCCGUGAUGGGGCUGGGCUUCUCACAGCAACUUUGCACUUCUCGUCUGUCAUAUCAGACUCCUCUCCUCGGGCCAGUAGAUUUGUGCCAUCCUACUAACUGCACUGCUGCUGCCCACCCACACCAGAUUGCUGUUCCGGGGAAAGAAGGUGGAGUCCCGCAGGUGCUGGUUCAGCCCAGUCAUGGCACUCAGGCAGACCAUGGGCGUGUCCCGUCCUGCCCCUCAGCAGACACGCCCCAUCCUCCACCCUCCAGCAGCAGCGGCGAUACAGAUGUGUUGUUGAGAAGUGAAGGGAAGAGUGUGUCCCCUUCAGAUGCCCCCGAGACAACCUUCACCAGGAAAGUGGGAGCCUUCGUCAACAAACCCACCACACAGGUGACCACUGCCAGUCUGGAUCUGCCGUUUGCUGCAUUUGCUCCCAGAGGUUAUGACCUGGAGGAGAACGACCCGAUGGUACAGCCGCCAUCAUCACCCACCCCCUCCUCUCCAUUACAAGACAGUCUUCACUCACAGAGCUCCAGCCAGAGUGGAGGCCAAGCACAAGACGAUUUUGUCAUGGUUGAUUUUAAACCAGCGUUCUCUAAGGACGACCUCCUCCCGAUGGACCUGGGCACUUUUUACCGAGAGUUUCAGAAUCCUCCCCAACUCACAAGCCUUUCCAUCGAUGUCAGUGCGCAGUCUAUGGCUGAAGACUUGGACUCUCUGCCAGAGAAGCUGGCCAUCUACGAGAAGAACAUUGAUGAGUUCGAUGCAUUUGUGGACACACUACAGUAGAUCGCAACUGAAUCAGAAUACUCUUAAGAAAGUCUUUCUUUUUUUCUUUUUCUUUUCUUUCCUUCAGCCAAAACAUUAUAUGGCUGAUUGCUUUGGGGUUUCCUGCUCAUCUGAUGUUUAUUGCCUACGUUUAAGCCAUCCGCUGUAAUAUUUAAAGCUCUUUUCUUUGCAUCCACUUCCUGAUAUUCUUGAGCAUGAUUCAUGAUUCCAGCCUGGACUUUUGUGAUGUUUUAGGUAAAUAGUUAAUAGUAAAAAAAAAAAACAAA
This is a messenger RNA of Ictalurus furcatus (blue catfish), 2108 nucleotides long. It is a transcript of the gene atg13, whose product is annotated as ATG13 autophagy related 13 homolog (S. cerevisiae). Gene Ontology annotation, biological process: mitophagy; piecemeal microautophagy of the nucleus; autophagosome assembly. NCBI's taxonomy places the organism in Eukaryota, Metazoa, Chordata, Actinopteri, Siluriformes, Ictaluridae. The transcript is spliced from 18 exons. Bases 184 to 1842 code for a protein of 552 amino acids. Gene Ontology annotation, cellular component: Atg1/ULK1 kinase complex; cytosol; phagophore assembly site. The record is from RefSeq and is a predicted model, not a curated record.